Messenger RNA from Cottoperca gobio, 4205 nucleotides. It is a transcript of the gene hyou1, whose product is annotated as hypoxia up-regulated 1. The record is from RefSeq and is a predicted model, not a curated record. Gene Ontology annotation, cellular component: endoplasmic reticulum chaperone complex. Gene Ontology annotation, molecular function: ATP binding; ATP-dependent protein folding chaperone. Lineage: Eukaryota; Metazoa; Chordata; Actinopteri; Perciformes; Bovichtidae. Gene Ontology annotation, biological process: negative regulation of hypoxia-induced intrinsic apoptotic signaling pathway; endoplasmic reticulum unfolded protein response.
AUGGGAGAGCGGAAGCUGGCGCUGGUUGUUGUCUUCUGCCUUGUUUCUUCGAUGUUGCCUUCUCGAGCAGUGACUGUAGCUGUCAUGUCAGUUGACCUGGGCAGUGAGUGGAUGAAAGUAGCGAUAGUGAAACCUGGUGUGCCGAUGGAGAUUGUUCUCAACAAGGAGUCGAGGAGGAAAACACCCACAGCUGUAUGUCUCAAGGAAAAUGAAAGACUUUUGGGAGACAGUGCGCUUGGAAUGUCUGUGAAGAACCCCAAAACUGUUUAUAGACACCUCCAAAGUCUCCUGGGCAAAAAGCACGAUAACCUCCAGGUGGCGCUCUACCAGAAGCGUUUCCCUGAGCACCAGCUGCUGGAGGACUCAGUGAGAGGCACAGUUUACUUUAAAAGCUCAGAAGAAAUUCAGUACACACCUGAGGAGUUCCUCGGUAUGGCGCUCAAUUAUUCUCGUGGACUGGCUCAGGACUUUGCAGAACAGCCAAUCAAAGAUGCAGUGAUCACCGUCCCAGCCUUUUUCAACCAGGCAGAGCGCAGGGCAGUCCUGCAGGCUGCACAGAUGGCAGGCUUAAAGGUUCUUCAACUCGUCAACGACAAUACAGCCGUGGCCUUGAACUAUGGGGUCUUCAGGAGGAAAGAUAUCGACAACACAGUCAAGAAUGUGAUGUUUUAUGAUAUGGGCUCAGGCAGCACAACUGCCACCAUAGUCACAUACCAGACAGUCAAAACCAAGGAGUCUGGCACCCAACCCCAGCUACAGAUCCGAGGUGUCGGGUUUGACCGUGGGUUGGGAGGCUUUGAGAUGGACCUGCGACUCCGGGACCACCUGGCCAAGCUGUUCAAUGAGCAGAAGAAGAGCAAGAAAGAUGUGAGGGAGAACCACCGGGCUAUGGCCAAGCUACUCAAAGAGGCUCAGAGGAUCAAGACGGUGCUCAGUGCAAACAUGGACUUCAUGGCCCAGGUGGAAGGUUUAAUGGAUGACAUUGACUUCAAAGCUAAGGUGACCAGGAUGGACUUUGAAGAGCUGUGUGCUGAUCUGUUUGAGAGAGUGCCUGGCCCGGUGCAGGACGCCCUCAGCACUGCAGAGAUGAAGCUGGAUGAAAUUGAGCAGGUGAUUUUAGUCGGUGGCUCCACCCGUGUCCCCAAAGUUCAGGAAGUGCUGCUCAAAGCUGUGGAGAAAGAGGAGCUGGGGAAGAACAUCAACGCUGACGAGGCAGCAGCCAUGGGUGCCGUGUACCAAGCUGCUGCCCUCAGCAAGGCCUUCAAGGUCAAACCUUUCCUGGUCCGAGACGCAGCCGUCUUCCCCAUUCAGGUGGAGUUCACUCGUGAGACGGAGGAAGAGGGUAUCAAGAGCAUUAAACACAACAAACGUAUCCUCUUCCAGAGGAUGGCGCCCUACCCCCAGCGCAAGGUCAUUACAUUCAACCGCUACAACAAUGACUUUGCUUUCUACAUCAACUACGGCGACCUCAGCUUCCUAAGUCAGGGCGACCUCAGGUUGCGUGUUGGCUCUCUGAACCUGACCACAGUCAAACUGUCUGGAGUCGGCAACAGCUUUCAGAAGCACGCAGAGGCAGAGUCGAAAGGCAUCAAAGCCCAUUUCAACAUGGAUGAAAGUGGAGUGCUCCUGUUGGAUCGGGUGGAGUCUGUGUUUGAAACUAUUGUGGAGGAGAAGGAAGAGGAAUCGACAUUAACUAAACUGGGUAACACAAUUUCCACCUUGUUUGGAGGAGGAUCGUCAGAACCCUCCCCAAAUAUAACUGAACCUGUCCUGGACGAGGAGGAAGUGCCUCCAGAGUCUGGGAAGGACGGCAAGGACGAGGAUGGUAAGGACGAGGCCCAGAAGGACGAGCCUGCCGAGGAGAAGCAGGACGAUUCAGAGAAAAGUGAAGCUGAAGAGAAAAGUCAGGAGAAGACCGAGGAAGCAGACAGCAAGACUGAUAACACGGAGGAAAAGGUUGGAGAUGGAGAGAAAGCAGAGAACACUGAGGCAGAGAAGGAUGCCGAGAAGAAGGAAAAACCUCAGAAGAAAAGCAAGAUCGCUGAGGACAUCACAGCAGAACUAGUCACUAACGACAUCCUCGAUCCCACUGCAGAUGAUGUCACUUCCUCUAAGAAGAAGCUGCAGGAUCUGACAGACAGAGACUUGGCCAAACAGGAGAGGGAAAAGUCCCUCAACAGUCUGGAAGCUUUUAUCUUUGAGACACAGGACAAGCUGUACCAGGAGGAUUACCAGCUGGUGGUGUCUAAGGAGGAGAAAGAGCAGAUCUCCGGCAAGCUGAGCGAGGUGGCGGAGUGGAUGGACGAGGGCGGCUACGCGGCAACUACUAAGCAGCUGAGGGAGAAGCUGUCUCAGCUGAAGAGCUUGUGCAAGGACAUGUUUUUCAGGGUGGAGGAGCGACGCAAAUGGCCGGACCGCCUGGCCGCCCUGCACAGCAGACUCAACACCUCCAGCUUCUUUUUGAGGACUGCCAAACUGAUUCCAGAGGAUGACCAAAUCUUCACUGAAGUUGAGCUGAAUAUGUUAGAAAAAGUGAUCAACGAAACAAUGACGUGGAAGAAUGAGACUGUAGCAGAGCAGGCGAAACGCUCUCCAAAGGAGAGGCCUAUCCUAUUGUCCAAAGACAUAGAGUCCAAGCUGACUCUGCUGGAACGAGAACUGAACUACUUGCUCAACAAGGCCAAGUUUGCCAAGCCAAAAGCCAAAGCCAAGAACGGCACCAGCUCUGAUAAAAGCAACAAGGCCAACACCACAGCCGAGCAGAAAGUCAUCCCUCCCACAGAGGAGAGCGCAGACGCAAAGAGCGAGAUCCCAGAGGAGGUGCAGCCACAGGAAGUCCCACCCACUGAAGAGAGCACUACUAACACCGACUCAGACAGCCAACCACAGCCCACAGAAGAAACAACAACUACAGGACCGACUGAGAAGACCCAACCUGAAAACCACAUAGAGGAUGAAUUAUAACAGCUGGAACGGGGGGGGGAAAUCACUAUAUUUAUUGACUGUGUGUAAAUGUUCGCGUUCCUUCUCGCUCUGGUUUUUCUGUUUGCUUUUUUCUUUAAUGUUGUCUUUAUGUCCUUGUUUAUUGAACUGCUUGGAGACCAUCAUCAUGUUCCCUCUUCCUCCUCUGUGCUCUUCAUCUUGUCUGUCUUUCAUGGAUUCUGUAAGCAAUGGACACUUAAACACCAUAAAGAAGAAGCUCAACCUAAACAAAGCCCGAGACGUCGUCUGUACAUACUUGAUGCAGGUCCAGACAGAAUACCUUCCAACAAACGGUCCUGCUGAUGGAGACGGAGAUGUAAGCAGUGCUUGGCCAUAUUGAAACUAAAUGGACAUUCGAUGGCUGAGUGCUGUUGUCCUCUGGUUUGUCAUUCAUGAACUUUUUCAUGUCCUGAUUUGUCCUCUGCAUCCUCAAACAUGCUGUUCUGCUGUGAGGUGACCAUUUGUCCUAACACCUGCACCUUUACUGGCUUUUCAUGGACGUUGCGUAAGUGGUGUCUGUGGAGCUGGUUUAAAGGAUUUUGGAGGAUCCUCAAUGAUUCUUUUUCCGUUUUUUCUUGGGUUUUUUUGCCCCAUACCAGAAUUUAUUUGGCCAUAUCAUUUGUAGGUUUAUAUGUAAACUUCAUUUACAUACAGUAUAUUUAUAACUAUUGUGGAAGUACAGUCAGUUGAUUUUGAAUGGAAAGCAUUUUUAAGUUGGUAAUAAAUCUGAUAAAUAUUGAUGCUAUAACGGUACAAUAUCAGAGGUCUUUGACAAUUGGCUGUCAAAUCAAAGACUAAAUUCUAGUAACAUUUCAACUAUAGAGAAUGAUGGCUGAUAUAUAAUACUUGACCAGAAAUGAAGGUCUAAAUGUGCAUCGUAUAUAAACGUGCAGCUAGUGGAACUACCUCUUUUCUAAGCAGAACUACUGAUAGUUCUACUAACCCCUGUAGUUCAUUUAGACGUUGUUUUUUUCUCCAAAUUAUUGGCUGAAUAGAAUCAAGAUCACCUCUCCUGAUAUUACUAAAAAGCAGCACGUCUGGUCCAUCAUGCAGCAGUAAGUGUUGCUGAUUGACCAGGUGACCAGGCCUUUGGGUCAUCUGUGCUGUGUUUGCAGCACUCUGGAUUAUUUGAAGGGGGGAACUGAAGAAAACAGUCAGGAAUAGAAGAUGCAAAAAAUGUUGUCUUUCUAAACUGUUAAUAAAAAAUCUCUUUUGGUUUUUAA